Molecule: messenger RNA, 3903 nt
Organism: Magallana angulata
Lineage: Eukaryota; Metazoa; Mollusca; Bivalvia; Ostreida; Ostreidae
Product: glycoprotein 3-alpha-L-fucosyltransferase A-like
Exons: 3
Coding region: 284-1642 (452 amino acids)
Cellular component (GO): membrane
Molecular function (GO): alpha-(1->3)-fucosyltransferase activity
Source: RefSeq, a predicted model, not a curated record
CUAGCGUUGCCGAGAUGCAUUGAUCAGUCUUGGUAUUAACGGGACUUGUGGUUUAGGGAUGGAGGAACGGAAAUACCUUGAAAUUUGUGUCUUUCGAACUCUCAAGGUCGUUUGGUGAAGCAGUUUGUUAUGGGAUUCAAUCUGUCCACCCUGUGCGUGCUACAUCCAGUUCAGUUGUAGUCAUUCCAUGGAUUUAUCACCAACUUGAGACUAUGAGACUGAGUGACAAGCAGUAGGGAGAGACUGGGGCCAGGAAGGAGACAAUGUCAGAAGGCACGCUACAAUGAGGAUUCACCCGCGCAAGGUCGUGACAUAUGGCCUUCUUGCACUGGUUGUCUUUUUUGUGUUCCUGUUGUACAAUCAGAAUACCCUGACCAGCGUGGAUAAGGAACCCCCAUGGAUAGCCUCCCGCAAAACAAGACCCAAUGGCUUCAAGGUAGACCCACAGGGUCCAUUUCACAAGCACGUCAUCAGAGCUAAAAAAUCUAGCCCCCCAACAACAGAAAAACCCAGACCAUUAGGUUCCCGCCUUUGGCCAACUCUAGACUAUUAUGAUGAUGAUAGAAUUUUGGCCCAAAUGGCCCAUCGUCCAAAAAGUGUGCUUGAAAAGGAAAAGAAGGGUGAAUCAGUUAAGGAUAAAGUGAUUUUAGCUUACCAUGGCUACGGGUCUUGGGGAGUUCAGCCUGGACGAAAACAAUUUCAAGAUCAGAAAUGUCCGGUUCAAAACUGUCAUGUGACAGACGAUCGACGUCGCGUUAAUGAUGCUGACAUUGUCAUGUUUCAUCACUCGCCAUCUCGGCCCUGGGCGGCAAGGCCACCUAAUCAGAUAUGGUUGUUGUUCAUGCUGGAGUCGCCAUACCACACCCCAGGGUUGACCGGCGUUAAUGACGUCUUUAACUGGACGGCAACAUACCGCCAUGACUCUGUGAUUGUGGCACCUUAUGAACGUUUCACUCUGUUUAAUGAAUCAGUGAGGACCUUACCGCUCAAAAAGAACUAUGCUGCAGGCAAAACGAAAAAAAUUGCAUGGUUUGUUUCCAAUUGUGGUGCCAGGAAUGGGCGUCGCCAAUAUGUGGAAGAGUUAGCAAAGUAUAUUCCAGUGGAUAUAUACGGUGCCUGCGGACCAUUGAGGUGUCCACGACAUAAGGCCAACGACUGCUUUACAAUGCUCACCAAAGACUACAAGUUCUAUUUAUCAUUUGAGAAUUCCAAUUGUCGAGAUUACAUCACUGAGAAAUUCUUUGUGAAUGGCUUAAUGAACGAUGUUUUGCCAAUUGUCAUGGGCGCUGCUCCUGAAGAUUACAAGAGGGCCGCGCCGUAUCAUUCAUUUAUCCAUGUAGACGAGUUUGAAACUCCCAAAGAUCUUGCAGAAUAUCUUCACAAAGUAGACAAGAAUGACACUCUGUACAACGAAUAUUUCCGAUGGAAGGGCACGGGUGAGAAUAUCAACACGUUCUUCUGGUGCCGGAUAUGUUCCAUGAUUCAUGAAGUGGGGGAGAACAAUCACUCGUUAGUUUAUCACGAUCUGGACCGCUGGUGGCGGGGCCCAGGUGUCUGCAUUGGUCAGUCACGGUGGCGGGAUAAUCGCAAAACUAGAGACAAUGUUAUUAUUAACAAAUAUGGUCUUGGGUUUGGAAAUUGAUCAUUUCAGCAAAAUGUUUUUUAUCACUUUGGGCUCACUGUUUUUUUCAUUUUGGAGAGAUAUCUUUGCCUGCUGGUCAAAUCAGAACUAGAAGGAGGUUUUGAAAAAUAAGUGUAUUACCGGGGUACAAACACAUUUGUAGAAUCUCCGCUUAUCCGUCCACCUUUCAUAUGCCAUAAUCUGAAUGGUCUCGUAUGAGACCAAAAUAAAAUUAUAAUAUUGUUUGUUUGGAAUUGCCUCUUGCCUCAUUGAAAUACCCCUUAUGAUAAAAUUUUAUAAGCAAAAAAUAAAGAACUUUUUUAUAUAUGGAGAUUUUUACUUUUUCAAUUUUUAAUCAGUAAAACUUUUGAAAAAGUUUGAAAAAAAAAAUUCCCUCUACCUCCUGGGUCUAGAAACUUCCAGUCGGCAAUUCCAAACAAACAUUUUUUUAUGGAUGGCCUGGUUUAGGAUGGAGAUAAAAUUGCAUUGUGCAUGAAGUACUUGUACCUACUAUAGGUACACUGUACAUAUAAGUAUAUCUGUAUAUUUAUGAACAAAGGAUUCAAAUGAAUAGUUCUCUUCUAUUACUACAGCACUGUCAUUUUGCAAGCGAUGCCAACUGAUUUAAACAUGUUAAAGGUUUUAAAUGUAAACAUUUUUUUCUUUGGUGUGUAGCAUAAAUGUGUCUUGAGAAAUCCAUAUUUUCUUAUAUUUUUCUAUUUCCCUUUUUUCUAUAAUUCCAAGUUUUGAAUUAUACUCCCAAUUCAGUCCCAUUGUGUAAUUUGGAGAAUAUGUUAACAUAUCAUAGUUCUAGAAGACAUGAUGUAUAAUUGUUGCAAGGUGAAUACGAAACGGAUCAGAUGUCAAAUAGUGGACUGCUGUUACAGUAUACAUGUAUUACAAACUAUCAGCAUUUUGUAUCCUAUGUCUGUUAUGAUUGUCAAUAUAUGAUUUUAUUUUGUGCUUGAAUUCUUUAUCAAUUCGCACACAGUUGUGCUGAGAUACUAAAGAAUUAAACAAUGUUAACUGUUCUUUCUGUGUGGUCAUGCAUAUUUUGAGAAACUAGUUUUAUUGAUUUUGCCCUCAUAUAUAUAAGGGAGUAUAUCUGAUGUAGGUGGCAGUUAGAAAGGUUAAAUUAGAAUUAUUGUGUAGGUCUACAAUGAACCUGAAGUUUUUUAUAAGCUGAAUGUUGCUGCAAUUUUCAUGUUGAAAUUUUUUUUUAAAGAAAAUGUUAUUUUCUACUAAAAUGGCAAAAAGUAUCAUAGUUUUUAAAUUUCUGUCAGCUCUGUUUUUGUGGGAAAAGCCAUUAAGAAGCCUUAAUUGGAGCAAAAUUGAAUUAUUGUCGUCCUGUACAAAAAUUGAUCUGCUAUAUAUUCCUUUAUAUAAGUGAAAUCUUAAUUCUCCUGACAAAAAUUAAUGAUUUUUACAAAUCUUAUUUAUCAUGAAAGUUUAAGUUACAGGCAGACUUAUCACACUAGCAGGUUUUUGCAGCAAAAUAAAAUUCUGAAAAAUACAGCUCAUAUUGCUUUAAUAAUACAUGCAAUGAAAUCUUUCAACACUUUUGAAAUUGUUCUUCCCAUUCUAUUAGAGACCAGACAGCUAUUAAGGGUGAAAAUCAAAUUAGUGCAAUUCAGUCAUUGAUGUUGAAGGAGAAAAAUUGGGAGGGGGGAUAUACAUUAACUUGAUAAUAAUCUAAUAAUGAGUUUGGUGUUAUAAUGAACUCUUUUUGUUCAGGAUUAUUUUGUGUCAAUUUAGAAUAUAAAUGAUAUAUUUGUAGAUUUUUUCCUCCAUCGAAACCGAUUUCAAUAUUAUGCAGCUGCUGCACUGUGACGAUGUGUAGAAAGUAAAUUACAAUUACAUUUUGUUUUUCAUUCAAUUACUUACUUUUACUUUCAUGUAUUUGUUGUUAGAUAUUACAUGUACUGUUUGCAUGUUUGAUUAUUUUAUGAAAUAUUAUGAGGGUUUUAUUGUACAAGAUGAAUUACCAUUGAUGAUUCGUUCUUAUGAACAAAAUAAUGCUUUAAUUCAGAGUCUGGGUUUAUAACCCCUCUGGUUAAAUCUUUCUCACCCAUCACACUGUUGAUCUGAUAUGUAUUUUGUCCCUAUUUAUGGUUUCAAAGCAUUAAGUUGAACAUGUAUUUGGUUUAUGUAUGUGUGGUGUUAAACAAAUCAUUCCAUUAGUAUAUUAACAUUCCAGAUGAAUUUCUUUAUUUUUGUUGAUGAAAACAGUGUAAACUGUAUCAAAUCUGAUGGAAAGGUGGAAUUAUUAAAUAUGGACUAUA